UUUCCUUGAACGAAGACAGUCCUUUUCUCAGCAUACAACAAAUUAUGGCCGUUCAUGAAAUUAAAAAUACGAUUCAUUGUAUUUUAUCAAAUAUUUGGAAUUUACAGCUUUAAUGGUAGCAAUAUAAAUUAACAACAUAAAUCAGAAUGGACCACAGUCUCCGUCUAUCAGAGAUCCUGUAUGUUGGUCUGUGUGCUAAGAUUGGGACACCGACAGAAGUGACCAUCAGAAGGGACGUGCUGGACAUGGAGGACAUGAUAGAGGAAAAUAUACAUACCGGUAAACAUGAAUGUAGAGGAAGAGGAAUGUUAAGCGGUAGUAGAAGAGAAGGAUUCAGGUUUAAAACAUCUGACUGGGAUUACAUGUUGUGGAAGUGUGACCGUUGUUUCUUGAUAAAUGACAUUUCUCAGUUAAGGGAUUAUGUUUCAUCAGAUCUUGACAUUGUUCUCAUGGAUGACACGGAUACACCACCUGGAUUUGUUAGACUACAGCUUCUUACACGUCCUAGAUACGCUUGCUUUUCACUAGUUCCUUUAAAUGAUCGGAUUUACAUUUCAAGCUUAUUCUGGAGGCAGGUAACCCAUGAAGAAUUUUCUAGAGGUAUAAAGUACCAGAAUGCUCAUGAACAUGGUCCAUGUUCCAGUGGUUACCUGCAUGAAUCUAUUGAAGUUGACAGGGCGCUGUGUUUUGCCUGCAAAUAUUGGCCACGUGGUACAAAUCAUUGGAUUGAAAGAUGCCUCAGACACAAAUGGCCUCCUGCAAGUGUGCUUGAAGAUAUCUUAAACGAUAAUUACCACUGUGUGGCUAUUGGAAGUAAAAGCUCUACUAUUGCAUAUACGCUAGAUUGGAGGUUGUCCUUUUCUCUUGCCGAACAAAAACUAGUGUUCACUAUGAAUCAUACCCAGUUUAUAUGCUAUGGACUCCUAAAAAUAUUUCUCAAAGACGUAAUCAAUAAGAACGUGGAAGAACCAUUAAUGUGUUCUUACUUCAUGAAGACUACAAUGUUCUGGUUAAUACAGGUAGGACAUAUGAAUUGGAGUCCUAACAAUCUACUGGAAUGCUUUUGCAAGUGUUUUAAAUACCUCGUUCAGUGUGUAAACCGUGGCAAAUUUGCCAAUUUCUUUAUUCAACAAAACAAUAUGUUUAUGAACAAGAUUAUCGGCAUUGCCCGUGAGUCUUUAUUAGAUCAACUUAACCAGUAUUACAGAAUGGGCUUGCCCUGCCUUCUGCUUAGCUCUAUACUCAGAUCUAUCCUAGAGCCAGCCCUCAGCCGUCCAUGUAGGAUUCAAUUUACUGCAGGAAUGUGUCACGAAAUUGGAUGUGCAUGUAAAGAUUUGCGUACACUAGAAGAAUUAAAAGAAAUUCAUUUAGAAAAAUGUUAUUUAUUUUUAUUUUUAAAAUCUGUGGUCACAUUGUUAAAUUCGUCACUGUCACCUUACAAAUCAUUAACAUUACAGUGGUGUACAGCUGAUGUUCUUGCAGUGACCCCUUUUGUGAUUGUAAAGUAUUCAUCACAUUAUAAAAAUAAACAUAUGUAUAAUUUGGGAAAAAUGCUGUGCAACAUGUUAAAAUUGUCGUCACGGAUAGGAACCAUCUCGCAUUCACUGUAUUUAGCAUUGUAUUACUAUAGGACAGGUAGAUACAAUAAAGCACUUGGUGUUUCUAAUCUGAUGAAACGAAGACUUUUAGAACACUUUAUUUUGUAUUACGCCAAACCAGUAGACAGAAACAGAUAUAGUGAAGAAAUAAGUAAUUUGUCUUUGUCUAGAAAAAUGAAAGCCGCCUGGGUUGUGGAUAUUAAGUUUUAUCUUGGGAUACAAUACAUUGAAGAAUUAAUAUUAGAACAAGAAGAGACCAAAUUAAAAUCACCGAAUGAUGAAGCUAUACUUUAUCCAGUAUUUGUAUUGGUAGAAAUGCUGUCUGUUUUAUCAAACUACCGCCUUGGGACAGGAUCUCAGUAUCUACAGUCACUGACAGACCUUCACACACUGCUCCUUUACGAUGAUGGAAGGUAUGUACCAACAAAACACAGAGACAUAUCCUGGCAGAUACUUGGAAUCUGUCAGCAAGUUAUUGGGGAAUUUCACGGGGCUUUACAAUCCUACCAAGAAUCGCUGAAACAGGAUCCACAACAUAAAAUACAGAGGGCAACACAUGCAAGAAUUUAUCAUAUACAGCAUCAACUUAGUAGAAAUCAAAGAGUAUGAAAUAAAUUUCUGUUAUCAUUUUACUUUUGCUUUAUGUCAAAGAAGGAGGAUAUAGGAUAAAAUGAAAAAAAAAAUAUAAAUGGAAGUACUUGUGAGAAUGUAUAUAACAGAUUUGAUAAACCUGUCCGGAUAAAGAACUUGGUCUACCUUCCAAAUUCCAAGAACCUGCUUCAGCAUUUCAACACCAAUGGAAUCACCUUCCCUAAAAUGACCUGUGACAUCUUGUUAGGAGUUUGUCACGCCGAAUCCGAGCUUGUCAGGUCACCCGAUGGGGUUUAACCCGUUAAGUGCUGUUUCUGUUUCACAAUGGUGGGGGAUUUGCUGUAUGGCCAUGUGUGGGUUUUGACCCUUAUUUGGAGAAUCUGUUAAUUCGAAUAAAUUGACAAAAAAUCUUUAAUGUUUUUCAAUCAUUUGCUUCCUUCCUGACCUCAUAAAAAUUUCAU
This is a messenger RNA of Saccostrea cuccullata (small rock oyster), 2650 nucleotides long. RefSeq lists its product as uncharacterized. Bases 147 to 2207 code for a protein of 686 amino acids. Lineage: Eukaryota; Metazoa; Mollusca; Bivalvia; Ostreida; Ostreidae. The transcript is spliced from 2 exons. The record is from RefSeq and is a predicted model, not a curated record. Gene Ontology annotation, molecular function: protein binding.